AAGCGUCGCCGGCGUUGCGCUAAGCCCGCUUACCGUCACCGGACGACAUCAUUCCCUGUGCUAAAGUACCGUGGGAUAUAUCGUGGCUUCCCUGUGAACUUUGUUGCUUCUCUUUUGGGGUGGUGUCGCACCAGGAAGGAGGAUCUGGCGGGUGGUGCUGAUAAAAAAAAAAGACUGUCGAUAAGAAAGCUGGUGCGUGACAAGAAGGUCUUGUGUGGUGCCUGAAAAAGAUCGAUAAUUGGAAUUCGUUCAAGAUGAACUGGAAGCUGAUCAGGAUAAUUGCGGUUGGUACCGUCCUGAUUAUAGCGGGUGUCCUGCUCUAUCUACUUCUGAAGAAAGACAGCACAGCAUGCUACCCGUCGAGACGCGAUGUGACGUGUUACCAUGACAAUCCAAGGCCGUACCGCUAUUACAGCACAAAGACAGAUUACAGGGUUCUGGUGGAAGACCAAAAGCUCAACAAUGUUGCAGAAUUUGUUGUACCUGGUUGCAAGGCACACGCAUUAUUCCUGUUACAACGGCAUACCACCCGGUACCCGGAUCGUGACAAUAUCAUAGAAAUGGGAGAUGGACUUCCCAGGGUCCUUAGUGCCAUCCAGGAUGCUUUUAAAGACAAGAAGACCCACAUCUGCCCAAAAGACGUGGAAAGGUUAGGAAACUGGACGCCCAGUUUCGUCCCGGACGAUGACAACCGGAUAUCCAAAUCGGGCGAAGAUGUUGUCUUUGAGCAAGUUCGCAGGUUCAAGAAGCGGUUCCCAACGCUCUUUGAAAAGCCCUACGACCCGAAAGACUACACGGUAGGGUUCACUAGUCGAAACCGGACGUUGGAGACAGCAAAGGCAUUUCUUCGAGAACUACUGACCAAAGAAGACUACGAAAGAGCCGUAAAUAACCUCGGCGGCCCUCAAGAUGCACUUCUGCAGUUCCACAAGGAAUGUAGUAAACGGCAAAAGAAAAAAAAGUUGGCAAAUGACAAGGCAACUGAAGAGGUUGAAAAGUUUGAAAAGGGAGCAUACAUGAAGGCUCUUCUGGACACUGUUUCCUGGAGGCUCGGAGUCAGCAUCAACAGAACCUCGCUGAAGAUGAUAACCAGAGCCUGCAUGUUUGACUAUGCAAUUCUGAACGACUCCCCCUGGUGCACGGCGCUCACGGAGGACGAUUGGAAGGUCUUGGAGUUCAGAGAAGACCUAGACGACUAUUAUAAGGACGGUUACGGAAGGGAACUCAACUAUGCUCAGGCGUGCCCCGUCGUCAGAGAGCUUAUCUACAGGCUAAGGAAUGCGUCGGAAGUUCCAGAUCAACCGACAAAGAUGCUCUACUUCUCGCAUGCCGGCGGAUUCAAGAAAGUGGUCGCGCGGAUGGGUUUCCUCCGCGACGAGUCGCCCCUGCGAGCCGACCAGUACUGCGGGCAGACAUCCCGCAAGUGGCGUUCGAGCUACAUGUGCCCUUUCAAUGCCAACCUGGCCUUUGUACUCUACAAGUGCAGUGGUGCGGAGGACGAUGUGGUCGCCACGUUUCUCAACGAACAGCUUCAGCAAGUGCCCGGGUGUCCGUCCAUGCACUGUCCGCUGAAGACGUUCGUGUCCCUCUACGGAAACGUCGCGGAGACGUGUUCGUUCGACGACAUUUGUGGCCUCGAGUAGUAUAGUGUGACGGGAGUGUUCUAGGUGCUCAAAUAAUUUCUCAGGAAGAUGUACAAUGUUGCCAGACCCACUUUGUGGGUGGGCGCAAAAAUUGUCCCGUUUGCGACGCUGCACUAUUGAUAAAGAAAUAUAGGUACUACAAUUACCUUGCCACUUUUGUGUCGAAGCUUCUAAGUCUAGAUGUGCAGGGCCACCUGUAAAGAAUCGCUGUGAGAUGGUUGAUACGCAUUUUAGUGGCAUCGUAUGCACAGAACUUGCGCAAGUAAGCGUCAGGGUCAUUGUCACGUCACACAUUUGUGAGUUUGAAGACAGUUGGAAAACUUCAAUCUUUUUAUUUAUUUAAUAAUUCUUCUACUUUAAGUUGGACAAAGUUGGAGACUGAAGAUGCAUAUCUGAUGAAGUGCAGCAAAAGCAAACCAACGGGCAUUAUCGUUGUCAGCCAUGUUUCAUAGUACCAAUUACACGUUGCCAUACUGUGUGCCAGUCAUGAACAAAGAACUAAUUAUGUAGAUCAAGCCCUGUAAGCCAAGGCUAUACAGUCAAACUCCUUUACAACGAAGCUCAGGGGACAGCAAAAAAAGUUCGCAGUAAAGCUAUUUUCGUUAAAAAGGAUGUCCAUUAUUGGACCUAUAGGCUCCAGCGGGACCGCAAAAAAAUUUCGCUGUAGUGGUAUUUUCGUUAAAAAGGUGUUCGCUAUAAAGGAGUUUGACUGUAAUAUAUUCUUUGAACGUUUCAUUGCAGUGUAUGAUAACAUUUUACCACCACAUUUUACCAUACUGGUCGCGUGGCUCAGCAAGUAGCAAGGUUUUCCAUGACGUGCUUUUCCCCUUUUUUCUUCUUUUCUCAUGCUUGGGAGAGCUGUAGCUGCUUCUUAAUGUGAGCAAUGUCCAAAAAACAAGAUAGAGGCAGAAAUCGUUUUGCACGCUGUCAACUACCUUUUAUGAACAGUCUUGAAAAGUGGAAAAUUUUGUGAUCUGGUGAAGGUAGAUCAGUGAUUUAUCCAUACCCCCCUACCCACCCCAACUCCCCCUUGAACGUUCGGCAACACCCCCCUUUUCGACCUGUGCACCCCCAAUGGGGGGGACCCUGCUAUGUCAGCUUUAGAAACAUGUCAGUAAUGAUAUGUAAAGCUGUUAUGACAUAACUGUAAUUAUGACCCCCGCCCGUGCUUGGGCUUCUGAAAGUAACACUGUGGUAGAUUGAACCAGAAGCCUUGGGUCUACUCCCAACAGCCAUAGCGAUGGGGGGGGGGGGGGGGGGGGCGAGAGGGGCAGCCACCCUGGGCGCCCUCGUCAGAGGGGGCGUCGAAUGGCAAGCCCUGGCAGGUUGGCUGGACACUAUAGAGCGGGAAUGAAGAGAAUUUGAAUUUACGAUCUCGGCAGUGCAAAUAAGCGUUUUUCUUUUCUUUGUUUACAGAGCUUGUGAUUGAAGUGAGGGAGGGGAUUGUGUCCAGAAGUACAGAAGCUAUAAACACCCUUUGAGCACAUUUCUGUAGCAAGCAUAGUUUACAGAAAAAAGGAAAGUAUAUUGAGAAAAACGCCGUUGCUGCUUGCGUGAGAUUUGUGCUCCCUGCUGUCUAGAGUUAACACUCGGUUGCUUGGAGCCUUCCAGCAGUGCCUUUGCAGAGGAUGAUCCGUGUUUCAAAGUCCCGCAAUGACUAACGUGACUUAAUUAUGAUAUCCGGAAUAAUACUUGUAACAGAUUAAUAUUCGUGCACAAUAAUGUUAUAGGAUGCAGUAUUUUAUGAUAUGAAUAUUUUGAUAUCAGAUAUCAUCCCUAUGACCAGCACUGUUAUUCUGCUAGCAAUCAGUACGCGCCUCCGAAUAAAUCAGUUUUUGAAAGAA
Ornithodoros turicata is the source of this 3487-nucleotide messenger RNA. Its product is annotated as multiple inositol polyphosphate phosphatase 1-like. The record is from RefSeq and is a predicted model, not a curated record. Gene Ontology annotation, molecular function: acid phosphatase activity; inositol phosphate phosphatase activity. Lineage: Eukaryota; Metazoa; Arthropoda; Arachnida; Ixodida; Argasidae. Bases 255 to 1643 code for a protein of 462 amino acids. The transcript has 9 exons.